Messenger RNA from Corticium candelabrum, 2739 nucleotides. RefSeq names its product sushi, von Willebrand factor type A, EGF and pentraxin domain-containing protein 1-like. NCBI's taxonomy places the organism in Eukaryota, Metazoa, Porifera, Homoscleromorpha, Homosclerophorida, Plakinidae. The record is from RefSeq and is a predicted model, not a curated record. The transcript has 14 exons. Bases 1 to 2739 code for a protein of 912 amino acids.
AUGUCAAUUAAGCUAUAUCUUCGAAACGGGUCGGAUCGACAACGCCAACAAAACGGAAUGAAGGUAACAGUUGAAGACAGAAAUGGUCAAAAACAUCAAUGCGGAGAGACAUACAAUCAACUUACUCAAGGACAAUAUCCCACUUUUGAAUGUAGAAAUGGAAUUCUUUCUUGUUUCAUUCGCCUAACUCUUGACCAUACUAAGAAAACGCCAGUUCGAAAUAAACCAAUUCAAGUAUGUGAAUUAGAAGUGUUUGUAGUUAGUGAAUGUGGAAAUCCUCCUCCAAUUCGUUUUGCUGCACGUGACUUCCAGUCAGUAACGAUCAAAUCCCAGGCGACGUACACAUGUAUGCCAACCUAUUUGCCAACUUCUUCUCAAACAAUUACUUGUCUUAGUCACGGUAACUGGUCGCUGUCAUUAUCUCCCUGUGUUCCUUCAUGUAACGUACCGCAAGAGAGAGUAAAAAACGCAUCUACUAAGCUGCCUAACAAGACAAGACAGCCAGUUGGCAGUACAGUCAACUAUACAUGUGAUAGCGGCUAUAUGAAAAAAGGCCAAAACAAGCUAACCUGCAAUUCAAGCGCAGAGUGGGAAGGAGAAAUAAUCUGCCAAGAAUUUUUCUGCGAUCAUAUGCCUGUGUUGCAGCAAGGAAGAGUUGAAGGAAAUAGCAACAAGGUACGUUUUUCGUGUUUUUAUGGCUACCGACUGAAGAAUGCGGGUAGCGCAUAUUGCGGAGAAAACAACACCUGGAUAUAUCUCAAUAAACAACCCCCAGCAUGUCAAGUUAUGAAAUGCCAAGAACUCGAAUUAGAAAACGGAAUUGUACCAAAGCACAACUUGACAGUAAACAGUACAAUCAAAUUUGCAUGUAAGAAAGGCUACGAGAGGAAAGGCAUCAAUUCACGUAAAUGUGUCUCUAACAAUAAAACCGCUUUCUGGGACCCAUCUGAUCCUGUCUCAUGCCAAGUUAAAAGGUGCCAGAAGCCAGCUAAACCUACGAACGGGAGCAUUACUGGCCAAGAGUACACUUAUUCUAAGAUCAUUCAUUUUCAAUGUGAUAAUGGCCAUGACAUCAAGGGCAUCGCCAAUUUCAGCUGCAACGAGAAUGGAGAAUGGGUUGACGCUGACUCGAAAUCUUCUAUUGUCUUUCCCACUUGCCAUCCAAAGAACUGCGGGAAACCAAGAGUACUUCAAAAUGCAAAAUUUACAGAGAAAAGCUACGUGUUUCCUAACAAAAUCACAUACAAGUGCAAAAAAGGAUACUGUGCUAAAGGAAACCUAACCACUAGAUGUCUUGCAAAUGGAAAAUGGUCUGCUGAAGAUCGUUCUUGUAAACGUGUAAAAUGUUCAAUGUUGACAUCACCCAUGAACGGCUCUGUGAGACCAGAUACGAACCAAGAAAUAACUGUUGGAUUUCAAGCAAACUUUGCCUGUAAUCCUGGGUAUAUAUUAAUUGGAAACUCAACAAUUUACUGUCAGCAAAAGGAAAAUCCGUUUGACUGCCAAGGAAAAUGGUCAGAAAAUGAGCCAAUCUGUAAACCAAGGAGGUGUGGAAAGCCAAUUAUAGCAGAUCCUCAAAUUAGAAAGAUUGUUGGAGAUAAAUUUUAUUUUCCAGAAGUGAUUCAAUUCCAAUGUGUUAAUGGCUAUAAUCUUCGAAAAGGAGGAGCUCGUUGGCAUUGUAGUCAUGACGGAAUUUGGAUUGAUACUGAGAACAGUAAAAGUAGAAAAUAUCCAAUAUGCAAACCCGUUAAGUGUGAAAAACUUACAAAUCCAGAAAAUGGUAAAAUGGAGGGUCAGAAUUUCGAAUUUCUUGCUGAAGUCAAAUUCUCGUGCAACAGAGGCUAUUGCAUUAAGGGUAGCUUAGGCUCAAACUGUCAAGCUUCUGGUAAAUGGUCCAGUGAGCCACCACGCUGCAAUCGAGUAAAAUGCAACAAACCAUCUAAACCAAAGUUUGGUCAAAUAUCAGUCAACACGACUGAUAUAUUUGUUGACUUCAUAGCAACUUAUCAGUGUAACAAUGGUUACGAUAUCAAUGGAAACAGUUCUCUUCACAAAUAUGAAAGAAUUUGUAUGCAAAAUGAGACAAUCAAUCACUGUGUUGGGAAAUGGUCAAAUACACAGCCGGUGUGCAAACCAAAACGUUGUCCCACAGUAAUGAAGCAAAACAAAAGAACAAUAUUGGGCGAAGUAUAUGAGUACUCACACUCUAUCACUAUUGUCUGUGAUGAUGGUCACGAACUUCGUGGUGGCAGUAGCGUGUGGAAUUGCUCUGAGCAAGGAACAUGGAUUGACACAAUGACCGAAAAGAGUGGCGAACUACCCUCAUGCGAACGAUUUUUUUGCGAUCACAUGCCUGUGUUAAAAAAUGGAAGAGUUCAAGGAAAUACCAACAAGGUAAUUUUUUCGUGCUUUUAUGGCUACCGACUGAAGAACGCGGGGAGUGCAUAUUGUUGGGAAAAGAAUACUUGGAGAUAUCUCAAUAAUCAACCCCCAACAUGUCAAGUUAUGAAAUGCCAAGAAAUCGAAUUAGAAAAUGGAAUUGUACCAAAGCACAACCUAACAGUAAACAGCACUAUCACCUUUGCAUGUAAGAAUGGCUACAAGAGGAAGGGCAUCAAUUUACGUAAAUGUGUCUCAAACACUACCACCGCUUUCUGGGACCCAUCUGAUCCUGUCUCAUGCAAAGGUUCGUUAGAAAUGGACAAACUUGAUUCCUUUACAUUUCUUAUCAUUACAUAA